Messenger RNA from Salvia hispanica, 1663 nucleotides. Lineage: Eukaryota; Viridiplantae; Streptophyta; Magnoliopsida; Lamiales; Lamiaceae. The record is from RefSeq and is a predicted model, not a curated record.
CUGUUUUGUACCAUUGAUCGUUUUUCCAUUCGACCCGGGAUUUGGGUCUUCGACCCGUCCUUUUUUACUGUUUUAGGUAGAAUUCCAUUGUUAAACAAUCCAGAAAAUCUUGUGGGUUUAUUUUCCAAUUUGGGGGAGUGUGGAAGGACUAUAAUUCAUCUUCCUCAUCUACCCUCGACACCUCAUUGCAGCGCUCCAAACUUUGCGAAAGGAUUUCAUUUUGUGGAGAUUUCCCUGUUCUUCGACAAUGGCAUCUCCAGUUUCGACGACGGCACUUGUAAUUCAACUGAUGGAGGAGGUUAUGCAUAGCCAUCAACUUGAUGUUAUUGCAAUGAUUCUCAUAUAUCUACAACAGAACCGUCGGAGGCUGAACCAAAGAUCUGUACGAGCUAUUUAUGGUCGUAUCAAAAGGAUACCAGACCAAGUGAGGCAUAUUAAUCGCUUGGUCAAUGUAUCCGAUGUGGCAUGUUUAGAAAACUUGCGUAUGGAUCGGAACGCUUUCGGAAGGCUAUGUCGCAUAUUCAGACAAACUGGUGACCUAACAGACGGCAGGUUUGUGAAGGUUGAGGAGCAGGUCGCGUUGUUUCUAUCUAUCUUGGCACACCACAAAAAGAAUCGCGUUGUCAAAUUUGAUUUCCUGCGUUCUGGAUACACGGUUUCUCGCUAUGUUCAUCGUGUCCUACGAGCUGUGAUUAGGUUGCAAGCCUCUCUGCUUGCUAUACCGGAACCGAUAACAGAUGAUUGCACCGACAACAGAUGGAAGUGGUUCAAGGGGUGCCUUGGAGCUCUAGAUGGGACUUAUAUCAGCUUACACGUGCCCCAGACUGAUAAACCUCGGUAUCGUUCACGAAAAGGUCAAAUUUGCACCAACACCUUAGCCGUUUGUGACCGGGAUAUGAAGUUCGUGUAUGUGCUACCGGGAUGGGAGGGAUCUGCAGGGGAUGCUCGGGUCCUCCGCGAUGCUGUGAAUCGCCCCAAUGGAUUGAAGGUUCCUCGAGGUAAUUACUAUCUAUGCGACAAUGGUUAUGCAAAUAGUGAUGGUUUCCUAACUCCCUUCAAAGGUGUCCGCUACCAUCUAAAAGAAUGGGGGCCCGCUACUGAGGCUCCUCAGAGUCCACGUGAAAUUUUCAAUAUGAGACACACGCGUGCACGAAAUGUCAUCGAGCGUGCGUUCGCUGUACUUAAAAUGCGUUGGGGAAUCUUGAGGAGUGCAGCCUUUUACCCGGUGAAGGUGCAGAUUAGGCUUAUUAUGGCUUGCUUUCUACUUCACAACUAUGUGCGAGGCGCAAUGUUAUCCGAUCCAAUCGAAUUGGCAAUGGAUGGAGGUCAUAUUGACAAUGAUUUAGAAGCCGAGGCUGUUGAAAAUGAGUUUGUUGACACAGUUGAGCCUACAACAGAGUGGAAUACUCAUCGAGAUGCCUUAGCACAAUCGAUGUGGAAUGUGUACACCGGUGCUCCGCUCUGAUGCAUCAUCAACGAAGACAAGCAGAAGUUUCACCUUUUGAGUCAAGUUGAAGUGGUUCAACUCUUCCUAGCACUAUGUAAUAUGUAUGGGAUGUUUUUGAAUGUAUGAACAAGGAUUAUGAAUCAUGAGCACUCUAUGUUACUAAAACUCUACCCUAUGCAUAUGAAUUUGUGUGAAUGAGUAUAUAUUUUGCUCCAA